AUGAUUUUAGUUAAUUUCUCUAAAGUUUUCUUUGUUGAAAAUUUAAAUUAUUCGAAAAAUAAGAAAAAAAUUUUCUAUUUGAACAGAACAAAUGUUUAUUAUAAAAAAGGAGAUAAUUUUAAAAGUUUAUUCAAAAAAAAUAAAAUAACAAGAAUUAUAAAUAAUACAAACUUCGUUUUUAAUACUAGAAAAUUUAAUUCAUAUCAGUAUUUAGAAACAUUUUUUAUUAAUAAUAAAUUCAUAAUGAGUAGAGAUCAACCUCUUGUGAUAUUUAUGCUUGGUGGACCAGGAAGUGGAAAGGGAACACAAUGCAAAUUAAUUCAAGAAAAGUUUGAUUUUAUUCAUAUUAGUGCAGGUGAUUGUUUAAGAGAGUAUUUAAUAAAAUGUGAAAAAAAUGAAGUAAACAAAAAACAUCAAUCAAUUGUAGAAGAUUGUAUAAAUAAUGGAAAAAUAGUUCCUGUAAAUAUAACUUUGGAAUUAAUGAAAAUAAAAAUUGAAAGUGAAAUAGAGAAAAGAAAACAACUAGAACAUGAACAAAUUGAAGAAAGAGAGGAAAUAAAAGAAAAAAAAAACAGUUUUUCAUUUAAUUUAUUAGAUGAAAACAUAUAUUUAAAAAAUACAGAUAUGGAGAAAUACCAUGAGAAAUUAAAAUAUGAAAAUAAUAUUUAUGAAAAUAAAGAAGUAUUAGAGAUAUUAAAAAAAAAUAAAUUAAAACAAAAAGCAAAGUAUAAAUUUAUUAUUGAUGGAUUUCCAAGAAAUUUCGAUAAUUUUAAUGGAUGGAUUAAGAUUAUUGGAAAUUAUGCUUAUGUGCAUCUAUGUUUAUUUCUUUAUUGUGAUGAGGAAGUUAUGAUUGAAAGAUGUAUAAGUCGAGGAUUAGUGAGUGGGAGAGUUGAUGACAAUAUGGAAACAUUAAAGAAAAGAUUUGAAACUCAUAAAAAUGAAUGUAUUCCUAUAAUAAAUUUAUUUUUAAAUGAAAAUAAAUGUAUUUUUAUUAAUGCAAAUAAAAAUAUUGAACAUGUAUGGAAUGAUAUACAAUAUAUUUUUUCAAAUAUGUAA
Messenger RNA from Plasmodium gallinaceum, 1056 nucleotides. Its product is annotated as UMP-CMP kinase, putative. NCBI's taxonomy places the organism in Eukaryota, Apicomplexa, Aconoidasida, Haemosporida, Plasmodiidae. Gene Ontology annotation, molecular function: UMP kinase activity; ATP binding. Bases 1 to 1056 code for a protein of 351 amino acids. The transcript is spliced from 5 exons. Gene Ontology annotation, cellular component: cytoplasm; nucleus. Gene Ontology annotation, biological process: CDP biosynthetic process; UDP biosynthetic process. The record is from RefSeq and is a predicted model, not a curated record.